AUGUGGGGUUACUACCGAAACCGAAGAAACUGGGGCUUGCGUCGGAAAUCUGCACCCUCGAGCGAGUUCGGAUUCGAGAUCCUGCAGGGGGCACCAGCCCCAGGAGGUGGAGGCUCCUCCCGCCCGGAGCUGCGCCCCUACCAGCUCCGAGGGUGUAGCCGGCCGCGCCUGGGACGCCCCCUCCCCUCAAAGUGUCCCCGAAUUGCACUCCCUGGCCCCCAGAGACAUUCGGGCGCAGAGACAUUCGGGCGCCGCGGCCACCCUGAGUUGGAUGUGACCGAGCCCAGCCUGGGGCCAAGUCGUCGACGACUGUUGCCCCCUCGGCCCCUUCCCACUCCCGCCUCGGCCAUGGCCCCAAGGAUGUCGGGCCGCGGCGGCGCCGCCCUGCUCUGCCUCUCGGCGCUGCUCGCCCACGCCUCCGGCCGCUCCCACCCGGCCAGCCCCAGCCCCCCGGGGCCGCAGGCCAGCCCAGUGCUGCCGGUCAGCUACCGCCUGUCGCGGACGCGGCUGGCCUUCUUCCUGCGGGACGCGCGGCCCCCACCUCCUGCGUUCGCCAACGGCUCCCUGCAGCGCUCCGAGCCCUUCGUCGUGUUCCAGACCAAGGAGCUGCCCGUCCUCAACGUCUCCCUGGGGCCCUUCAGCACCAGCCAGGUGGUGGCCCGGGAGCUGCUGCAGCCGUCCAGCACCCUGGACAUCCCCGAGCGCCUGACCGUCAACUGGAAGGUGCGGGCCUUCAUCGUCCGCGCCCGCGUGCCCGCCUCGCAGCCCGUGGCCCAGGUGCUGUUCUACGUGGCCGGCCGCGACUGGGACGACUUCGGCGUCACCGAGCGGCUGCCCUGUGUCCGCCUGCACGCCUUCCGGGACGCCCGGGAGGUCAAGAGCUCCUGCCGCCUCAGCGGGGGCCUGGCCACCUGCCUGGUGCGGGCCGAGCUGCCCUUGGCCUGGUUCGGGCCCCCGGCCCCCGCCGCGCCGCCCGCCGCCCGCCGCAAGUCUCCGGACGGGCUGGACCCCGAGGCCGCGGGGGAGAGUCAGCAGGCUGAGCUCUACUACACCCUCCACCCCCCGGACGCGUCGGGGGGCUGCGGGGGCGCCCGUCGGGGGGCGGGGCCGGGGCCGAGCGCCCGCGCCGAGAGCCCCACCCAGCACCCACUGCUGCGCAUCGGGAGCAUCAGCCUGUUCCGCCCGCCCCCCAGGAGGACCCUGCAGGAGCACAGGCUGGACAGCAACCUGAUGAUCCGCCUGCCGGAUCGGCCCCUCAAGCCUGGGGAGGUGCUCAGCAUCCUCCUCUACCUCGCCCCCAACUCCUCCUCUCCCUCCAGCCCCAGUGUGGAGCAUUUCACACUCAGGGUGAAGGCCAAGAAGGGUGUAACCCUUCUGGGCACCAAGUCACGGAGUGGUCAGUGGCACGUGACCUCGGAGCUGCUGACUGGGGCAAAGCACUCAACAGCCACCGUGGAUGUGGCCUGGGCCCAGGGCACCCCACUGCCCCCCUGGGAAGGCCAGGGGCCUCUGGAGAUCCUACAGCUGGACUUUGAGAUGGAGAACUUCACCAGCCAGUCGGUCAAGCGGAGGAUCAUGUGGCACAUCGACUACCGCGGCCCCAGCGCCCGGCCUGACCUGGAGCGGGCAGUCACUGAGUUGACAGUCAUCCAGCGGGAUGUCCAAGCAAUCCUGCCCCUAGCCAUGGACACCGAGAUCAUCAACACGGCUAUCCUGACUGGCAGGACAGUGGCCAUCCCGGUCAAGGUCAUCGCCAUCGAGGUGACUGGCCUUGUCCUAGAUGUCUCUGCCUUGGUGGAAUGCAAAUCUGACAAUGAGGACAUCAUCAAGGUAUCCAGCAGCUGCGACUACGUGUUUGUGAGUGGAAAGGAGUCACGCGGGUCCAUGAAUGCCAGGGUCACCUUCCGCUAUGACAUCCUCAAUGCCCCCCUGGAAAUGACAGUCUGGGUCCCCAAGCUGCCCCUGCACAUUGAACUCUCGGAUGCACGCCUCAGCCAAGUGAAGGGCUGGAGGGUACCCAUCCUCCCCGACCGGAGGUCAGCCCGGGAGAGUGAGGACGAGGAGGAGGAGGAGGAGGAGCGGCGGCAGAGCGCCAGUCGAGGCUGCACCCUGCAGUACCAGCACGCCACCCUGCAGGUCUUCACCCAGUUCCACACGACGUCAUCCGAGGGCGCCGACCAGGUGGUCCCCAUGCUGGGCCCAGACUGGCUGGUGGAGGUCACCGACCUGGUCAGCGACUUCAUGCGGGUGGGGGACCCCCGAGUGGCACGCAUGGUGGACAGCAGCACACUGGCUGGCCUGGAGCCGGGCACUACCCCCUUCAAGGUGGUGUCCCCACUGACAGAGUCUGUGCUUGGGGAGACGCUGCUAACAGUGACGGAGGAGAAGGUCAGCAUCACACAGCUGCAGGCCCAGGUGGUGGCCAGCCUCGCCCUCUCCCUGCGGCCCAGCCCAGGGAGCAGCCACACCAUCCUGGCCACCACGGCCGCCCAGCAGACCCUCAGCUUCCUCAAGCAGGAAGCCCUCCUGAGCCUCUGGCUCUCCUACAGUGAUGGCACCACCGCCCCCCUCUCCCUCUACAGCCCCCGGGACUACGGGCUGCUGGUGAGCAGCCUGGACGAGCGGGUGGCCACGGUGACCCAGGACCGGGCCUUCCCGCUGGUGGUGGCGGAGGCCGAGGGGGCAGGGGAACUGCUGCGGGCCGAGCUCACCAUCGCCGAGAGCUGCCAGAAAACCAAGCGCAAGAGUGUGCUGGCCACGACCCCCGUGGGUCUGCGGGUGCACUUUGGGCGGGACGAGGAGGACCCCACUUACGACUACCCGGGGCCCAGCCAGCCGGGCCCCGGUGGGGGCGGGGACGAGGCCCGGGGAGCCGGCCCACCCGGCACGGCGGUGCCGGCAGCCGAGGCCCCGGGCCCGGGCACAGCCAGCCCCGCCGUGCCGCCCACGGAAGACUUCCUGCCGCUGCCCACCGGCUUCCUGCAGAUGCCGCGCGGGCUGACGGACCUGGAGAUCGGCAUGUACGCGCUGCUGGGCGUCUUCUGCCUCGCCAUCCUCGUCUUCCUCAUCAACUGCAUCGUCUUCGUGCUGCGUUACCGGCACAAGCGCAUCCCGCCCGAGGGCCAGACCAGCAUGGACCACUCUCACCACUGGGUGUUCCUGGGCAACGGGCAGCCGCUGCGGGGGCAGGGGGAGCUGUCCCCGCCCGCGGGCAACCCGCUGGAGACCGUGCCCGCCUGCUGCCACGGCGACCACCCCAGCAGCGGCAGCUCGCAGAGCAGCGUGCAGAGCCAGGGGCACGGGCGGGGCGACGGCUCCUCGGGCGGCUCGGCCCGGGACCAGGCCGAGGACGCUGCCAGCUCGCCCACCUCCAAGCGCAAGCGGGUCAAGUUCACCACCUUCACCGCACUGCCCACGGAGGAGCUCGGCUAUAACUCAGUGCCCGCCGGCGAGGGGGAGGAGGACGACGAAGAGGACCUGGGUUGGGGCUGCCCAGACGUGGCGGGCGCCACGCGGCCCACCGCGCCCCCAGACCUGCACAAUUACAUGCGCAGAAUCAAAGAGGUGGCAUAGAGGCGCCGUCCGCCCAGGGGGUGCGCUCUGCGUGGGCCACGGCCGGGAGCCCUGCUCACACCGAUGCAGGCCGGCUGAAGUGGAUUUUGUACUCCCUGCCCCUGCAGCUUUGCUCUGUGCUGGGUGGCCAGCCUACCCCCCGUGGUCCUUCCCGCCACCUCACCCCGUACCCGAUUCUGCCACCGAAGGUGGAGGGCUCCUUCCUCAGGAGCUUGCUAGGAGGAAAGCAAUCCCAGCCCUCGUUCUACCCUUUCCAGACCUCCUCCCAUCUUACACAACCCCCUGCCCCAAAAGUGAGGCAUGGAGGCCAAGCUUGGGGUGAGGCGGGCCCACACUGUGCCCCUGCCCCCCCACGUCCCCUGUCUUCCCCCUGUGCGGGGGGGCUUUGGGGGGUCUUGUGUCACAAGCUGCACAAAGACUUUUCUCAAACCACUAUUCAGGGAUUUCUGUCCUGCAGGGUGGGGAGGCGGCGGCUGCCUGCCCUGCCAAGGAUCUUGCUGUGGACAAACUAUCGGGGGGAUGGGGGGACACUUGUAGCAUCUGUUGGCUUCCAGGUGCUCCCCAGCCCCUUCCCAGGACCUGGGAGCUCACCCUACAGAGGGGUCUUGGGCCAAGCCGGGCACCUUCCUGAGAUCUCAGGACUCCCUCCUCUGUCCCCACCGGCUGUGGGCAGGGUCCUAAAUGGGCAGGAGCCCCGGGCCUGCCCCUAGUAAGCCACACCCCAGCACUGUGGUCUGGGUGGCCCAGGGAGGCUGGGUCCCCCUGCUGAGCCCAGAGCGAGGUCAACACUGCGCCUUAGCCCUGCCCCUCCCGCUCUGCUGACCACUCCUUCCUCUCUGCAGGGGCAGCCACCCAUCCCCCCAGGAAGCGGAAUCUGGUGAGAGGGGGAGAGGGUACCAGGGGAUGCUGUGGAGGACCUUGGGACGGGCAAAGGCAGCAGGGAGCUGGGCAUCUCCCCUACCCCUCCCAGCCCACCGCCACUUCUCUCUUGGGUUCUACCCACCACUGUGUCGGAUUUUCUUAAAUAAAUGGGGGUGACCAGACUGGACCGGAGCAAUAGCUCCCGGAGAAC
Molecule: messenger RNA, 4645 nt
Organism: Zalophus californianus (California sea lion)
Lineage: Eukaryota; Metazoa; Chordata; Mammalia; Carnivora; Otariidae
Gene: TMEM132E
Product: transmembrane protein 132E
Exons: 10
Coding region: 1-3573 (1190 amino acids)
Source: RefSeq, a predicted model, not a curated record